UACGGAAUAUGCUUCAGCCAUAAAGCUUCGGGAAAUCCUGUCAUCCACAGCCAUGUGGAGAAACCCAGAGGACAUUAGGUCCAAAGAUAUGAGCUUGGUAGAGAAAGUCCCACACCUUUUAAUCUCAGGCAUGGAGAUUCAAAAAAAAACCUUUAUCUCCUGUCCAUCCACAGAUAAAGGGAUCAAGAAACUGUAAUAUAUAUACACAAAGGAAUACCCUUCAGCCAUCAAAAUAACCAUGUCAUUUGGAGCAACACAGAUGAACCACAGAGGCUACAGCUGCCUUGUGCCACACCAUGGAUAGAAGCCACCAUGGCCUCUGUCCAGGCCGAGCUCUGACCACAAUGAUGCCUCUGCCCGCACCCGGGCCCCACUGUGACUGACGGUGCCCUUGUACCUUUUCAGUAGUCAUUGAUGAGAAAGCAUCUACAUCUUCCUUCCCACUACCAGAUUUUGCUUGAAGGAAAGCAGUUUCCCAAAAUAAUUUUGUGACAAGCCUCUACCACAUUAGGACAAAAAUGCUGGAAGCGGCUCAGCCCCAGGGCAGCACAUCACAGCCACCGCAGAACACAGUCAUUCCUCUGCCGUCAUGCUGGGACCAGUCUUUCCUGACAAAUAUCACCUUCUUGAAGGUUCUUCUCUGGUUGGUCCUGCUGGGACUGUUUGUGGAACUGGAAUUUGGCCUGGCAUAUUUUGUCCUAUCCUUGUUCUAUUGGAUGUACGUCGGGAUGCGAGGCCCUGAAGAGAAGAAGGAGGGAGAGAAGAGUGCCUACUCUGUGUUCAACCCGGGCUGCGAAGCCAUCCAGGGCACCCUGACCGCAGAGCAGUUGGAGCGCGAGUUACAGUUGAGACCCAUAGUGGGGAGAUAGGACCCAGCUGUGCCAUCAUGCAGCUAACCUCAGACGUGAUCAUCUUCACCACUGGCUGUGGAUUUGAUUUCUGGUUAUAGAACUAAGGGCAGCUUGCGGGUUAGCUCUGUGACUGCAUAGUUCUACGUGCUUUCCCUGAUCUUUUGCUGCUAUUUGAUCUUUAAAUUUCUCCUUAGUUUUGGUGAAACUCUCUAAAAUACAUUCUGAUGCAAUUUAUAAAAAUUAUGUACUCAAGAAAGGAGUCCUGUUUCUCUCAAUUUCUCAUCUGUUUGGGAGAUGGCUUUAGAGCACUAGAAAAGCACUGGGGAGAUUCUCAACUUAAAACAUCCAGCCAUUUGAAGGAAUGAUUAAGUACAUCAGGGCUUCAUAGUAAAUGUUCUCUUUAAGUCUUUUAAUAUUUAUAACAAUUUUUUUUCCCAGAAGGUUUAGGUUGCAAGUUUGGUGUUUCUUGUUUUUGUUUUGCUUCCUGCUUUAAUUCUUUCAUUUUCUGUCAUUACUGGUAUUGACAAAUAAAAUAUCUUUAAAACAUCUCCUCUUCAGAAAUAGGUCCCCCUUCAUUGCCCGUCACUGUCUUUCACUCUCCUAUUAUUCUGCCACCACUGAGUAAAGGAAGGUAGGAAAAGACAAACGCCUAAGUGCAGGUGUGGGGAGGGGAGGGGUUUCACAAGUCGGUAUUGGAGAUUUCACAAGUGGCUGUUAACGACCAGUUCAGCAAGAAGUAUUGAGUGUGUACAAAGGGGAGAGCUGGAAGUGUAACUCCAGACCUGUUGGCUGCUCGAGUUGUUUCGUACAUUCUAAGGCAGCAGUCCACAACCUUUUUGGCACCAGGUACCAGUUUUCUGGAAGACAGGUUUUCCAUAGACAGGGUGGUGAUGGAGGUGGUGUUGGAAUGAAACUGUUCCACCACAGAUCAUCAGGCAUUAGAGUCUCAUCAGGAGCACACAACCUAGAUCCCUCGCAUGCGAAGUUCACAAUAGGGUUCUAAGGGCAUUAGAAUAAGCAGCCUUUUCACCUGUGGGCCUCUGGUGAGAAAUUAUGUAAAUAGUGAUAAUCAGGCUUGAUUGUAAUGUUCCUUCCUCUUCCAGUACAGUGUUAGAGUUCGGGUUCAUUAAAAUUAAGCAAACUCCCAAUGGGUUGGAGCUGUUCUCUUUAAUUCCAUUUUGUAGCUAACCUUGUUGUAUUUCAGCCCUUGUUGAAAAUUCUUCUGGUAAGUGUUGCUCUUCCUCACGGCACUUUUCCCAUUGGGAGUUUGGCUAUCCCUCAGAGCCAUCCAGUCAAGCACAAGGUCCAUUCUAGCUCACAGAAAAGUCUUUUCUUCCACGAUUUCUAUCUGAACUGGACAUGUAGAGAGUAUGGGAAACAGAUGAAUCCCUAUUAAACAUGAAGUUCAGAUUGUAUUUAAGA
Cebus imitator (Panamanian white-faced capuchin) is the source of this 2273-nucleotide messenger RNA. RefSeq names its product SAYSVFN motif domain containing 1 (gene SAYSD1). The transcript is spliced from 2 exons. NCBI's taxonomy places the organism in Eukaryota, Metazoa, Chordata, Mammalia, Primates, Cebidae. Bases 519 to 869 code for a protein of 116 amino acids. The record is from RefSeq and is a predicted model, not a curated record.